AUGGACAAGGAAGGAGGAUUUAUUAACAGACCCCCCAUCCUAGAUGGAUCCAACUAUGACUAUUGGAAGCUUGAAGAGGAUUGGUCUAAGGAAGAAGAUGAACCGGCUCUUGGAAACUCCAAAGCUUUGAACGCUCUAUUUAAUGGUGUUGACAAAAACAUAUUCAGGUUGAUAAACACAUAUACUAUAACUAAAGAUGCAUUGGAGAUCCUCAGAACUACUCAUGAAGGCAUAUCUAAAGUGAAGAUGUAUAGACUUCAACUCCUCACUAUCAGAUUUGAGAAUCUAAAGAUGAAAGAUGAUGAUAAUGUUCAUGAGUUUUACAUGAGUAUUCUUGAAAUAGAUAAUUCAUCUAGUGCCUUGGGAGAAAAGAUGUCAAAAGAAAAACAGGUUAGAAAAAUUCUUAGGUCCCUACCUAAGAAAUUUGAUAUGAAGGUCACAACCAUUGAAGAAGCUCAAGAAAUCAACACCAUGAGAGUACAUGAACUUAUUGGGUCUCUCCAAACUUUUGAAUUGGGUAUUAGUGACAAAUCUAAAAAGAAAAGCAAGAGCAUAACUUUUGUAUCCGACACUAAAGAUGAAGAAGACCAAUGUGACUUAGAUACUGAUGAAGGAAUGACUAAUGCUAUUGUACUACUUGGAAGACAAUUCUAUAAGAAAAGAACAAGAAGUGAAGAGAGAUUCAAUCAAGGUAAAGGCAUUCAAUGUCAUGGGUAUGAAGGAUUUGGGCACAUUAGAGCAAAAUGUCCUACAUAUCUCAAGAAACAAAAAAAAGGGUUAUCUGUCUCUUGGUCUGAUUAUGAUAACUCUGAAAGUGAAUCUAAGGAUGAAGUUGUUAAACAUGUAACUGAUUUAACUGGAAGAUAUGAAUCUGAUGAAGAUUCAUGUGAUGAAGAAGUAUCCUAUGAGGAACCGGGUGCCUCCUAUGAAGAACUGCGCAUCAAAAGUGAAGAAGCUAUAAUAAUGAUGAAUAAGGGAUCUAAUGUGUUAGAUGAAGUCUUGCAAGUUGGAAAAGUAGUUGGAGAUCUGAGGGGGAUUGACUUUAAUUAUCAAAAUCUAGAAAAAGAAGAAGAAAGCUCUAUUACAAAAUUUGUUCUCCCUAAAAGGGAGCCUGAGCUUGUAAUGUCUAAACAUCUGACUCAACAUAGUGCCAGCCACCAGAAUACUCAAAUGGGAGGCAAGUAUCCAUCACAACCCAUGGCUAAUCAAAUGGCAACUAACACGAGAAAUGAGUGGAUACCCAAGCCUGUUAACACUAGUCUCAUAGCUCACACCUCUCUUAGAGCUUCAGCUCGGGAAGAUUGGCAUUUUAAUAUUGGAUGUUCUAGACACAUGACAAGUAUCAAGAAGUUCUUGGAGAACAUCAAGUCCUACUCAACCAGUUAUGUCACUGCUGGAGAUGGGGAUAAAGGUGAAAUUAAAGGAGUUGGAAGACUAGCCUGUACAGGACAUUUGAGUCCUGAUAAUGUCAUGUUGGUAAAAGGUCUUACUACUAAUUUGAUUAGUAUUAGUCAGCUAUGUGAUGAGGGUAUUAAAGGGAAGUUCUGA
Molecule: messenger RNA, 1548 nt
Organism: Lathyrus oleraceus (garden pea)
Lineage: Eukaryota; Viridiplantae; Streptophyta; Magnoliopsida; Fabales; Fabaceae
Exons: 5
Coding region: 1-1548 (515 amino acids)
Source: RefSeq, a predicted model, not a curated record